AUGGACGGCGGCGAUGGGACGAUGAGGCUCGGCGCUCUCAACUUGAAGCCGGAUCGGCUCGGCGGCAUCGAUUCGGGUCCCGACGUGUCGGUUUCGUCGCCGGUGACGAGGCAGAAGGCGGCGGCGGCGAAGCAGUUCAUUGAGAAUCACUACAAGAACUAUCUACAAGGACUACAGGAUCGCAAAGAAAGACGCCGAGCACUUCAAAGGAAAGCACAAGAAGAUCAGAUACCAACUGAGGAACAAGAAGAGAUGAUGAGGAUAUUGGAACGCAGAGAAACAGAAUACAUGAGGCUGCAAAGACGUAAAAUCGGAAUUGAUGAUUUUGAGCAAUUAACUGUCAUUGGUAAAGGGGCAUUUGGUGAGGUAAGGUUAUGUCGUGCUAAAGGUACAGGAGAGAUUUAUGCCAUGAAGAAAUUGAAGAAAUCUGAGAUGCUUAGCCGAGGACAGGUUGAGCAUGUGCGUUCUGAGAGAAACUUGCUUGCGGAGGUUGAUAGCCGGUGCAUUGUAAAACUUCAUUAUUCAUUUCAAGAUUCUGAUUUCUUAUACCUUAUCAUGGAGUACUUACCUGGUGGUGAUAUUAUGACAUUAUUGAUGAGGGAAGAUACUCUUUCCGAAGAUGUUGCCCGUUUUUACAUAGCAGAGAGUAUUCUGGCUAUUCACUCAAUCCAUCAACACAACUACAUUCAUAGGGACAUAAAACCAGAUAACCUGAUACUGGAUAAAAAUGGCCAUUUGAAGCUUUCAGAUUUUGGCUUGUGUAAACCUCUGGAUGACAAGUAUUCUACACUGUUACUGGAAAAUGAUGAUUUAACCUCCCAGGAAUCCAUAUCUGAAACUGAAGGACAAUCUGGCUGUGAUAAGGUUCCUUGGUUGAUGCCAAAAGAACAAUUACAACAAUGGAAACGUAAUCGUCGUGCCCUGGCUUAUUCAACCGUGGGAACUCUUGACUAUAUGGCACCUGAGGUGUUGCUCAAGAAAGGAUAUGGAAUAGAGUGCGAUUGGUGGUCCCUAGGGGCAAUCAUGUACGAGAUGCUUGUAGGCUAUCCUCCCUUCUGCUCUGAUGACCCAAGGAUCACAUGCCGCAAGAUAAUCAAUUGGAGAACAUGCCUGAAAUUUCCUGACGAACCAAAAAUUUCGGAUGAGGCAAAGGAUCUGAUCCGUCACUUGUUAUGUGACGUUGAAUCAAGGCUUGGGACACAUGGAGCAGAAGAAAUUAAGGCCCAUCCAUGGUUCAGAUGUGUUCAGUGGGACAGGCUGUAUGAAAUCGAAGCUGCAUAUAAACCUACAGUAAUUGGAGACUUGGACACGCAGAAUUUUGAAAAGUUUCCUGAAGUAGAGGGCCCACCAUCUACAAUGCCAACAGUGGGACCUUGGCGGAAGAUGUUAACGUCGAAAGAUACCAAUUUCAUUGGAUACACUUUCAAGAAAUCAGAUGUCCUCAGAUCACUUGAAAGUUCAGGUACAGACAUGAGAUCAAAUGGUUCGGCAAAGGCCCCUUCUCUGAUUUCCUUAUUAGGUAGAAUUGACUUGCAAGAAACUGCGAUACCAGAGGGAGAUCAGAAGCAGGAAAUUUAA
Prunus armeniaca (apricot) is the source of this 1578-nucleotide messenger RNA. NCBI's taxonomy places the organism in Eukaryota, Viridiplantae, Streptophyta, Magnoliopsida, Rosales, Rosaceae. The record is from the annotation of a GenBank genome assembly.